AGGCGCAUUUCUACCAAUCAUGGUGUUUUUCCGACCAAAAGAGAAGGCAAUGAAUAAAUUAAUGAACUCAAACUAAAACACCAAGGGAAAAAAAAAACAGAAAAUAUAAAACACAAAACACAAACACAUGAUAAAAGUAGACACGGAGAGAGAAAGAACAAAGACUUUUUUUUUUCUUUCCAAGUUGUUGGUUGCAGUUAGCCUCCCUUCCCGAGCACCGUGUGGUCGGGUCGGGUAUUGUAUUGAGAGUGUUUUGUAGGUUCUUUCUGAUCACUGUGGUGCGUCCAUUGGAAACAUCAAGCAUGGGUUGGAUUCCCUGUUCUGGAUAUUCAGGCACUAAGAACAAGGUUGAGAAGAUGGAAGCUCAGGAUAGUCUCGUUGGUCAGAUCAAAGCCACCACAGGAAAGUUGAAAAGGAAUUCAUCCACAAAAUCCAAAGAUACAUCUAAAAAUGGGAACCCUGAUCACAUUGCAGCUCAGACAUUCUCAUUCCGUGAGUUGGCAACUGCAACUAGAAAUUUUAGAGCUGAAUGUCUUUUGGGAGAGGGAGGCUUUGGUAGAGUAUACAAAGGACGUUUGGAAAGUAUUAAUCAAGUUGUUGCGAUUAAGCAACUUGACCGAAAUGGACUGCAAGGGAAUAGGGAAUUCCUUGUUGAAGUGCUGAUGUUAAGUCUACUUCACCAUCCUAACCUUGUCAACCUUAUUGGUUAUUGUGCUGAUGGAGAUCAAAGGCUUCUAGUUUAUGAAUAUAUGCCAUUAGGAUGCCUGGAAGACCACUUGCAUGACAUUCCUCCUGGCAAGAAACAACUUGACUGGAACACACGAAUGAAAAUAGCUGCUGGGGCAGCAAAGGGAUUGGAAUAUCUACAUGACAAAGCUAAUCCUCCUGUUAUAUACCGAGACUUAAAGUGCUCCAACAUUUUGCUUGGUGAAGGUUAUCACCCAAAGUUAUCUGAUUUUGGUUUGGCUAAACUUGGUCCAGUUGGGGAAAACACCCAUGUAUCAACAAGGGUUAUGGGCACCUAUGGAUAUUGUGCUCCAGAGUAUGCAAUGACUGGUCAACUGACUCUGAAAUCAGAUGUUUAUAGCUUUGGUGUAGUACUUCUGGAAAUAAUUACCGGAAGAAAGGCGAUAGACAAUUCAAAAUCAGCAGGAGAGCAGAAUCUUGUUGCAUGGGCUAGACCCUUGUUUAAAGAUCGAAGAAAGUUUUCACAAAUGGCUGAUCCAACACUCCAAGGUCAAUAUCCUCCAAGAGGGCUAUACCAGGUCAUUGCUGUUGCAGCAAUGUGUGUUCAGGAGCAGGCUAACAUGCGUCCAGUUAUAGCUGAUGUUGUCACAGCAUUAUCUUACCUUGCUUCACAAAGAUAUGACCCCAAUACACAACACACAGGCCAAAGCUCUCGUCACGCUCCUGGUACGCCUCCUAGAAACAGGAGGGGGCAAUGAUUUGGAGCUCAAUGUUUGGUGGAUAUAUACAACAUAAUCUGGACAAAAAUUCAAGUAUAUUAUUUAAUGGUCUUCUCAACUUCAAGAUAUAGGUUUAUAGAUGUUAAUAUCAUUGUCCUUUGGUGGUGUUCUUUCAGUUCAGAACACACACUUGAAAAGGAAAAAAAAAAACUUGUGGAAUUCUGUUCUAGUUCUGGUACUCAAAACUGCUCCCAUUUCUGUUUGGAGCUAAGAAAGUAGUUCCACUUUUUUUUCACGAAAUUUUUAUUUAAGAGCAAAUUGCAGGAUUCAUAAUUCAUGUGCCUUCUUCUAUCUUGGCAAUGUCACUGCCUUUACUUC
This is a messenger RNA of Glycine soja, 1784 nucleotides long. Its product is annotated as probable serine/threonine-protein kinase PBL7. The transcript is spliced from 5 exons. Bases 303 to 1445 code for a protein of 380 amino acids. The record is from RefSeq and is a predicted model, not a curated record. Lineage: Eukaryota; Viridiplantae; Streptophyta; Magnoliopsida; Fabales; Fabaceae. Gene Ontology annotation, biological process: protein phosphorylation. Gene Ontology annotation, molecular function: ATP binding; protein kinase activity.